Molecule: messenger RNA, 1666 nt
Organism: Anoplophora glabripennis (Asian longhorned beetle)
Lineage: Eukaryota; Metazoa; Arthropoda; Insecta; Coleoptera; Cerambycidae
Exons: 6
Coding region: 31-1602 (523 amino acids)
Source: RefSeq, a predicted model, not a curated record
UUGUAAUUAAUAGUAAGUAAUAUUUAAAAAAUGGUGUUUAAAGUUGUUAGUUUCUUUUUAGUCCUAACAGAAAUUGUUUCUGUAUAUGGUCUCCAAGAGAAAUAUAUAAUAGAAAAUAAGGAAACGGGAAUGGUCUGGGAAUGGGUAAAUAAUACAUUUCCAAUGGCAGAAUGGAAUAAUGGGGAUGAGCAGUUAUUUACACUGACUCCGAAAAAUGGUGGAUAUUCCAUAGGAAAUGAUAUUUAUUGUCAAGAGGGUAAUGUAAAGCUCAACACAUGGAAGUUGGAUAUUCAUGGUGAGACGCUAAUUGAGGCACAUGAUGGACAAAAUGAUGUUUUUAUAAUACAGAGAAAUACUACAUUACAUUGUGAUUUUAGUAAUACAAGCAGUGAUCAGUGGUUAAUUGUUGAACAGUCCAAGAAAGUGAAUAUGAAAUAUGUGAUAGAAAACAAGAAAACAAGCAAAGUCUUGGAAGAAACAGACGGCAAGCUUGAAAUGGGGAUAUGGAAAAAUAAAGACUCUCAGCUGUGGAUGUUGAAACCACAUAACAAAUCUGGGUAUUCCAUUGUCAAUGCUGAGAGUGGGAGAAUUUUAACAUACUCUAAAAACGGCAGCGAGUACGAGAUAUGGAGACUGAAAAACCGAGGUUAUGCACGGAUUCAGAUUGAAUAUCCUAACAUAUUUCUGGCGCACAAAAAUGGCAAACCCGUAUAUGUUGAGAAUAAACAGAACGAUGACAGCGACAAGUGGUCAUUGAGUGAACGAAAAUCUGAAAAGAACGGCGCGGCGCCAACACGAUUAUAUGUUCAAGGCCACCAAGCAAAAUUUGUGAUACUAAAUAAGAGAACAGGACAAGUUUUGAGCGAAACAGACAAGACUGUUCAAAUGGAGAAGUUGGAAAAUAGACACUCUCAAUUGUGGAUUCUAAACCCACAAAACAACUCUGGAUAUUCUAUUGUUAAUGCUGCAACUGGGAAAGGUUUGGCUUACUUUAAGAAUGGUAUCAGGUACGACGUAUGGAAAUUGAAUAAAUAUGACGAUACACGGAUUGAAAUUGAAGACGCUGACGUUUUUCUGGCUCACAAAGGUGACAAACCGGUAUUUAUUCAAUAUGAACAGAGUGACGAUAGCGACAGGUGGUCAUUGAUUGAACAAGAUUCUGAGGAAUCAAAUUGGGUAUACAUGGACGAUUACCAGGAGAAAUUUGUAAUUGAAAAUAGGAAAACAGGGAUGGUCUUAGGUGUCUCACGCCAGUUCUUGGAAAUUGAGGAAUGGGGAGAUACAUAUUCCCAAUUCUGGACAUUGGAACCACGAAAUGAAUCUGGACAUUUUAUUAUUCGUAAUGUUGCAAACCGAGGAAUUCUAACGUAUAACAAUAAUAGCAGAGACUACCAAAUCUGGAAACUGAAUACUCAAGGCGAGACGACCAUUCGUGUUGAAGAUAGUGAUAUUUCUCUAGUUGAUAAAGGUGGUGAAGCAGCAUUUACUAAAAAUAAUCAGAAUGACGAGGGCGCUAAAUGGGUGUUCAUCGAACUGUCAUCUAAGAGGGCUAACCCCAAACCGAUUUAUGUGAAGGCACAGCAAUCAGUAGAUAUCGCGUAAUAAUUAAAACAUAUAAUAACUGUUACUCAUAAGAAAAUUGUGGAAAUAAAAUUAUUAAAAUUUA